GAGAAGUUACUGAUUAAGCAGUUACUUCGGAAUUACGAUUCUCUCGGUAUUGUCGGUAGGCCGGUUCGGAAUAUAUCGGAUGUUAUGGAGGUAAAGUUCGGUAUCGGUUUAAUACAAUUACUCGAUCUUGACGAAAAAAACCAAAUUUUGACGACAAAUGUUUGGGGCCGAUAUAGUUGGACCGAUAUCUACAUGCGUUGGGAUCCUACCCAGUACGGCGGAGUUGAUUACGUCAGAGUCCCGACACACAAAAUCUGGACACCGGAUAUAGUUUUGUAUAAU
Messenger RNA from Helobdella robusta, 282 nucleotides. RefSeq lists its product as hypothetical. The record is from RefSeq and is a predicted model, not a curated record. The annotation marks the transcript as partial. Gene Ontology annotation, molecular function: acetylcholine-gated monoatomic cation-selective channel activity; transmembrane signaling receptor activity. The transcript is spliced from 2 exons. NCBI's taxonomy places the organism in Eukaryota, Metazoa, Annelida, Clitellata, Rhynchobdellida, Glossiphoniidae. Gene Ontology annotation, cellular component: neuron projection; synapse; postsynaptic membrane. Gene Ontology annotation, biological process: nervous system process; chemical synaptic transmission; monoatomic ion transmembrane transport.